UUAUUUAGAAAACAUUAAAAUUAUUCCAAAGUCCAAACGAAUUAUAAUUAAUUACGAGAUAACUUGUAACAUACUGUUAAUUAACCUAAGCCUAUUUUUGUGGUUGGCGCGAUCUAAGGCCGCUUAUUUGCAGAAAUUGCGAAGUGGUUUCUGGACACAAAACGCACGGUCCAAUUUGAGAAGAAUCGAGUUCUUGCUCCCGCCAAUUUUUUCGACUAAACUUCUAUUGGUUUGAGAGCAACUCAAUUCUCAACAUUGAAUCUCAGACAGUUAAUUGCAGCUUUCAGGGUCUUCAUUGACUUGGGUAGACCAUAGAACUGUCUUUUCUGAGAUGAUUUACUCAACGCUUUAAAGCAUUAACCAAAAUAUGGCAGCGACAAAGCCUCGGACAGGCAGCUUUUCACGCAACUUCUCUUCUGCUCAUUCAUCUAAGACGCCAGGAUAUAAACACGGUCCCAAUGGCACGACAUUCAUCUCAUCCGGAAUACCAGACCUUGACAAGAUUCUUUGUGGUGGGUUUCCUUUGGGAAGCUUGGUCUUGGUAAUGGAAGAUGCAGAAGCUCCUCAUCACAUGCUUUUAUUGCGGAAUUUUAUGUCUCAGGGACUUGUUCACAACCAACCUCUUCUUUAUGCUAGUCCAUCCAGAGACCCAAGAGGAUUCUUGGGUACUUUGCCGAGCCCAGGGGCAUCCAAAGAUGACAAAUCUCGUGAUAAUUCUUCUGAACAGGAGAAGGGCUUGAGGAUUGCUUGGCAAUAUAAGAAGUAUUUUGGAGAUGAUCAAGAGAGCACCAAUGCCAUUGACAGUAAAUACGAGUUUUGCAAUGACUUUGAUUUGCGAAGGCCAUUUGACAGACAUUUUUUCAGCGGAAAGCAUGUGGAAUGUGUUAGUAUUCUAGAUUCUUCUAGUCUUUCUAAUUUUCGCGAUCGCUGCGCCACGUUCCUAUCACAAGUUCCAAGAAAUGAUGGCAAUAUAUCCUCUGCUGGCCGUAUUGCCAUUCAAUCAUUAUGUGCUCCACAAUGUGAUCACUCCAACAUGGAAUGGGAAAUGCUUUCCUUUUUAAGGUAUCUGAAAAGCAUGGUAAGGUCCUCAAAUGCAGUAGCUGUAGUGACGUUUCCACCUUCUCUUCUUUCGCCGUCCUUCUCUAAAAGAUGGCAGCACAUGGCGGAUACCUUGCUUUCAGUCAGAGCAAUCCCAGAUGAGGAUAAGGAAUUAGCAAAGCUCCUCACUGGCUACCAAGACAUGGUUGGUCUUCUCAAUGUGCAUAAAGUAGCUCAAAUCAAUACACAGGUUCCAAAGAUUCUUGAGGCGACUACGUUCUCUAUAAAGUUGCAAAAGAGAAGGUACUUAGUUUUAGAAUGCCUUAAUCAAGCGCCCAUUGAUGUUUCAAGUGGCAGCUCAUAUGGCUCAACUGGGAGUUGUUCUGGCUCCUCUAAGACAGCUUCUCUCGAGUUUUAGUUUGCUAGUGCGUCAGCAUAAAGAGUUUUAAGGGUUGAAUGAUUGAAGUUUAAUGUUAAGUUUAAGAUGGUAUUUUGUUGAUUGUUGAUUAGUUGUAUUUUCCCUUGCUCUUUUGGAUCCA
Messenger RNA from Cucumis melo (muskmelon), 1577 nucleotides. Its product is annotated as elongator complex protein 4. The record is from RefSeq and is a predicted model, not a curated record. Gene Ontology annotation, biological process: tRNA wobble uridine modification. NCBI's taxonomy places the organism in Eukaryota, Viridiplantae, Streptophyta, Magnoliopsida, Cucurbitales, Cucurbitaceae. Bases 368 to 1456 code for a protein of 362 amino acids. Gene Ontology annotation, cellular component: elongator holoenzyme complex; cytoplasm; transcription elongation factor complex. The transcript is spliced from 9 exons.